Messenger RNA from Striga asiatica, 1700 nucleotides. The record is from the annotation of a GenBank genome assembly. Lineage: Eukaryota; Viridiplantae; Streptophyta; Magnoliopsida; Lamiales; Orobanchaceae.
CAUAAAUGGACCAUUGACAUAACAUUUGAUCUGAGAGAGAGAUACAUAGUAAUAAUUCAUUGUAAUAUGGCACUUCCUUAUAUAUCGUGAUACCAUUAGUUAUAUACAUAACAUUCGUGAUUAAAAAAACUUUUGGUUAAAUAAAAUUAUGGAGAUGAAUUAUUUUGUUGGAGGUUUAUUAGCAGUGGUGACGGUGGUGAUGGGUAUGUGGGAAUGUGGUUCACCAUUUCCCAUACCGCGGCAGCAGAUGACAGACCGUGUCAGUCGGUUGCCCGGACAGCCACCUGUCAGUUUCAACUAGUAUGCCAGCUAUGUCAACGUUAACAAAACUCAUGGCAGAGCCCUCUUUUAUGGGUUUUUUGAAGCCAUCGAGAAACUCCAAAACAAACCUCUCGUCCUCUGGCUCAACGGAGGUCCUGGAUGCUCAUCAAUAGGCUAUGGGCAAUCACAAGAGCUGGGACCUUUCUUUCCUCAGAAAGGGACGAAGCCAGAGCUCAAGUUCAACAACAAUACAUAGAACAAUGUGGCCAAUUUACUGUUUUUGGAAUCACCCGUUGGCGUUGGAUUCUCAUAUACAAACACAACUAGUGAUCUCAGUCGCCUUGGUGACAAUAUUACAGCUUUGGAUUCCUACAAUUUUUUGGUGAGCUGGUUACGAAGGUUCCCCCAAUAUAAAACUCAUGAAUUUUACAUUGCUGGGGAAAGUUACGCAGGGCAUUAUGUCCCUCAGCUUGCGAACCUUAUUGUUGAGAAAAACAAAAUUGCACGUAAAGAUGACAAGAUUAACAUCAAAGGAAUUUUGAUAGGGAAUGCAGUGCUGGACGACGAAACAGACCAAAAGGAAUGAUAGAGUAUGCGUGGGACCAUGCGGUUAUAUCAGAAGCAUUGUAUGAUGAGAUUAAGAGAGAAUGCAAUUUCAGCAGCUUAAACUAGACGGAGAAAUGCAAUGAUGAUUGGAUAAAUACUUUGACGUGUAUGAGAUCAUAGAUAUGUACAGUUUGUAUACCCCUGUUUGUGUUUCUGAUGACAAUGGUAACACCAUUUCCAAACCCUCCGGUAUUCCCAGAUUUUUAACUAAAAAUAAUUAUGGAAGGAGGAGGUCGUUAUCCGGGUACGACCCAUGUGCCUCAAUGUAUACUUCUGUUUAUUUGAACCGACCAGAUGUCCAACGUGCUCUUCAUGCUAAUGUCACUGGACUUCGUUAUCCCUGGACACUUUGCAGCGUUGUUAUCACUAAGUGGAAUGACCAUCCUUUCUCCAUACUCCCUAUUCUGAGGCAACUUAUUGCUGCGAGGCUACGCAUUUGGGAUUGGACUCCAUGGUACACUAACAACCAACAGGUUGGUGGAUGGACAGUUGAGUAUGAUGGUUUAACGUUUGUGAGUGUAAGGGGAGCUGGGCAUGCAGUUCCUACUUUUAAGCCAAGACAAGCCCUUCAGCUCUUCCAACAUUUUUUCAAUAACCAAACCCUUCCCUCUCAACCCUUUUGACCAUAUCAUCUAUAUAUCUCUAUCUAUCUCUAUAAAGAAAGAAAGAAAGAAAGAAGGUUGUAAGAACCAACUUUGAUCCAUUAUUUUUUCUAAAACAUUUACAUAAUUAUCAUGUGCUUUUUAUUAUUAAUUUGGUUGUUGCAAGUAUGAUUUUGUUAAUCUAUGCAUUGAAAAUUUCAACUCCAAAUGUGUUGACUCAUUAUUUCGAUC